Candida tropicalis MYA-3404 is the source of this 2295-nucleotide messenger RNA. It is a transcript of the gene MSU1, whose product is annotated as Msu1p. The record is from RefSeq and is a predicted model, not a curated record. NCBI's taxonomy places the organism in Eukaryota, Fungi, Ascomycota, Pichiomycetes, Serinales, Debaryomycetaceae. Bases 1 to 2295 code for a protein of 764 amino acids. Gene Ontology annotation, biological process: mRNA catabolic process. Gene Ontology annotation, cellular component: exosome (RNase complex); P-body. Gene Ontology annotation, molecular function: RNA binding; 3'-5'-RNA exonuclease activity. The transcript has a single exon.
AUGAAUUUGUUAUUGGAAGAAUUACACACCGAGUUGCAAUACGAUGACCAUGGUCAAUUAAAUGCACCACGAACUAUAUCAAUAUUUGAAAUUCUUUACCGAUUGAAGUAUGUUGGUCCAGAUAACAAGACAGACCUGAAUCUAGGUAAAUCACUUAACAAUGUCAAAGAUUAUGAAAAUAUGGAAUAUCCAAUAACCGAUGUUUUGGCAUUACUUGCAUUAUUGAAGGUUCAAAGCAAACUUUGGAAGAUCAUACCAGCCAAAUCAUCCUUCACACCAACAAAAGUAAGAAUUUCAUCUGUUGCACAAAUAUCAGAAGAAGAUAGACUUUCGAAAUUCUUAGCAUCAAACAAAGGAAUGGAUGAAAUAGUGAAGAGUUUCAAAUUUUCAUUAACUGGAAAACAAAUCAGCAAGAAAAACAUGAAACAGUUUAAGGAUAUAGUAGCCUUGAUGAAGGAGUAUAUUAACGAUAGAUUCAAAGAUGAUAAUGCUAUGUCGACUCAGGUAAAUUCAGUGAUUAGAAAGUUAGACAAGUUGUUAAUUGAGUUAAAAAUCCCAAUUGAUGAACUUUACAAGAACGAGUACUCGAGUGGAAGAGCAUAUGAUUUACUUACAAAGUUAAAUAAUGGUACAAAUUUUAAUCCAUUAUUGUGGUCCAAAGAAACAGGAAUUUCAAAUAAAUCACCUUCGGUUGAUGUUUACUCCAAACAAAAAGUAUACGAAUACUUUGAUUCUAGAGAUGACUGUGAGGAAGAUAAGUUACUCAAAAUCAGCAUGGAGGCAAAUUUUUAUUCAACUGAUCCUUUGAAAGAUGUCCGAGAAGAUAUGAAGGACACCGCGAUCUACUGUAUUGAUAGUCCAAAUGCUCACGAAAUCGAUGAUGGUAUAUCCAUAGAAGAAGAUGGUGAUGAGUAUGCAGUGUCGAUUCACGUUGCUGAACCGACAUCUUUCAUCAAGCCAGAUUCAACUAUAAGUUCAAUUGCAUUUGAGAAGGCUUCUACUACAUACAUGCCUGAUGAAGCAUUUCCAAUGUUGCCAAAGGUAAUUUCAGAUAUGGCUGGUUUGGGUAUACCAGAUAAGGAUACACGUACAUUUGUAGUACAAUAUCGAAUUGAAAAACAAUUGCUAGAUGAAUUUAUAAACAAAAAACUCGAGUUGGCAAACUAUACACCAUCAGAAGAGUUACUCCAAAAGAUUGAAAAACAAAUAAACGCAAAAAACAAGAUUUUUUUUGCAACAACAAGGAAUUAUCGUCAGGGAUUUACUUAUGAUAAGGUUAACGAGGUGCUAGCAACUAAAGAGUUGAGAGAACAAUACAAAUUGACCGGAGAAACAAAAGAUUCUGAUUUCAACAAUUUAAUCAAAUUGGAACAUAUUUCUUCAUUACUUAUGUCAAUCAGAAGAUCAAAGCAUGCAUUUAUCCAUGCAAAUUCUAAUUCUCAAGUCUAUGUUGAAAAAUCAGAUACUUCUUAUACUGAAUCAAGUUUUGAACGUACCGACGAGAAUAAGCUUAUUAUUGAGCUUGCAAAUUCCCUGGAUGCUAUUAUUAUGAGCCAAUCGUCUAUAACCGGAGUUUCAACCUUAUUGGUUUCAGAAAACAUGAUUAUAGCCAAUUAUUUGACUGCCAAAUUUGCUUCAGACAAUAAUAUCAAGAUACUUUAUAGAUACCUUGAUCCAAAUUUCAAUGAAGAACUUGUCAAGGAGUAUAAUGAUAUUAUGAAGGAACAAGAUUCUACAGGUACUGAUCAAUUGGUUCAAAUGUAUUCAUUUUUUACCAGAGGUGCAAUUACAGACAAGCCAAGAAAGCACUUCCUUAUGGGAUUAUCAAUGUAUUCUAAUAUCACAUCUCCAUUGAGAAGAUAUAUCGAUUUAGUGAACCAAUGGAAAAUUCAGGAUUAUUUUUUGGAUAGGGUUACAGUCGCAGAUGAGAGUAUUCCAGGAAUUGUGAGUUACUUGAAUGGUCAAAAUGAAGUAAUUAGAAAUAACCAAGAAAGGGCAACAUCCUUCUGGCAAGGUUUGUUUUUAAGAACAUAUCGUGACAAAUUGAAUGAAGGUGGUGUUGAUAAACCAAUAGAUUUUAAGUUAAGACUUGUUACCAGUCCUAAGAAAGGAGCAAGUGUGAGUGUCUACAUGCCAGAUUUCAAAGGAAUCAAGGCACAUGUUGAGGUUUCUCCAGAAUUGUUAAAGGAUGUUGAAAGUGAGAAACUCAAAGUUGGUGGAAUCUUGGAUUCCAAUAGAUUACGCAUGAAACAAGUUGAUUUCUUAGAAAACGAGGUAAUCUUUGAAUACAAGUAG